UAAGCCAAUGCAGAUCAGCUGCCUAUAGUUGCAGUUGCCGAGCUCACAGGGCAAAUGGAGCUGCAGAACCAAGCUGAUCAGCUAGCUACUAGCAGCUCGGUUCGUUUUCUCCCUGUUCCACAUCUUAUUCUGUUCUGAUGAUCAUGUACCGGCCCUAGGGAUCAACCGAUGCUCUGAUCUACAUCGUCAAACAAUAGCAAUCCCUAGUUAAUCAAUCCGCAGAUUCCUGACUGAUUCAGCCGCUGGAAAACUAACCUUCAAACGUCAAAAGCACUUGUAGCAGGUGGUGUGUGGAAUGUGUGCCUUUUCCACUUUCAGGACACCAAUAGAAAAUACUGUAGGAUUUCCCAUGUCAUUUUGAGAGUUCCUCGCUGGGGCCUUAGUACCCAUUUCCCCAUCAUCUUUUUACUUUGCAGCUUCGUAUUCUCUUCGACAAUAAUUCUCUGUCACCCUCCAAACUAUUCCAGUUGGUCAGCAAAGAGCAGUUUGCUGCCCCACAUGAACCACCAACAUCAACACCCCUCUCCCUCUCUUUCCCUCUCUCCUACCGACGCACUUGCAUCUCUUCUCAUUUAAUCUGGUGUACCCUCACGCCUUGACGAUAGAUCUGCCGUCUCACUGCCAAAAGCCAAUCUCAGGACGAGAGAGAGAGAAAGAUAGAGACUAUGAUGGCUAUCAUUGACAUUAUGAAGUUCUAGCCAGCCAUGGCUGUUUGCUCAAAUACUUCAUUUCGAUCCUUGCUUUAUCCGGUUCUCUUCCUCUUACAGUGUGGUCUCUGUUUCACAUCAUGUUUCUUUCCAAGAGCAGAAAGAACGGUAGCAAAAAGAAAGAAACGAGUGAGCAAUAGGGCGGGUUUGUUCAAUCCAUGGACCCUUUUCAAGUGGGCUCUUCCAUACACGAUGCGACAGAGAGCCGGCACCAGAGAAGAGGAACAACCUGAAAUGGGAUAUCUAGCUCAAGCAGACAAGGUAACCAUUUCCACACCAAAGAUAAGGCGGAACUCAGAACUGUUGUAUGAAUUCGGCGUUACAACAUCGGACACGGGAAAAAGGGAGGCAUUGUCUCCACUGGGAUCAAAUAUCUACCCAUGCACCUUAUGCGGCGAUGUUUUCUUCAAGGUCCAUCUCUUAGAUCAACACAAGAACGUGAAACAUGCACUUUCAGAUCUCGGAGAGGGAGAUUCAGGAAGAAACAUAGUUGAGAUCAUAUUUCAGACGAAUUGGAUGAACAGGGAAAGACGCCCUCAAGUCCGAAGAAUCCUCAAGAUACACAAUAGUUCUAAAAUUCUCGACAGGUUCGAAGAAUACCGAGAGGCAGUGAAGGCAAGAGCAUCCAGAACUGGAGAUAGAUGGCAGGAAAGGUGCAUGGUAGAUGGCAAUGAGUUCUUGAGGUUUUAUUGCUCGACUUUUACUUGCCAUCUUGGGUACAAACAGGAUUCAAGCCUCUGCAACCAUCGAUUCUGUAGUGUUUGUGGGAUUAUAAGAUCAGGGUUCUCCUCGAAAUUGGAUGGGAUCUGCACAUAUUCCAGCAGUGACAGGGCACAUGAGUCCCUUCCUGAGGAUAUAGAGGAGGACUUUUCCUUCAUGAAUGCUAAGAGAGCGAUCCUCAUUUGCAGGGUGAUUGCCGGACGUAUUGCACAGGACCAGCGACUUGAUUUGAAGGAGAGCUAUGACUCUGUGGCAGGGCACUGCGGAAACGAUUCAGCCUUGGAGGAGUUGCAUGUGUUUAGUCCAAGAGCUGUUCUUCCAUGUUUUGUCAUUAUAUAUAACAUGUAAGCACUGUUUUAUUUUCUUCCGUUUGUUUUUUUCCUUCGGCUGAUGUUUGUGGUUUUGUAGUUUGUGAAACUUGUAAUUUCACUUUCUCGUCCAUGAAAUUAAGCGUUAGUAUGCCUUCAAAUCUCUGUAAACUAGAAGGCAAGCCGUUUUUCCAAGAGAGAGUGAGGGGGAGAGAGAGAAUCGAUGCUUCGGUUCUAUUUUUCCAGCAACCGAAGAGGUUUAUGGUGCCAUGCUUUCUUUAGACGGUAUGGUAACACGCAGCAGUGUGUUUGAAAGCCUGGCAUCAUUGUUGUGUGUUGCGUUGCUUGCUACCUGCGUGUGAUGCCAGAGUUAAGUUGAUGGAGCCUUGGAAAAGUUGGAAACGUAGAAAGGGGAUUAUCAGAAAACCCACAGCGGUUGAUCUAACUUUACCAGUGACAGCAAGGGGAGGUACUUUUGUUCGCCAUGGAGGUACCGACGUCCCACAACCUUCCCAUCAUGUGAAUUAAGUUUCUGUUUACCAUCGGCUGUAUUUCAAAUUUAUGUUUAUAUGAUCAUCCAUGGUCUAACUGC
This is a messenger RNA of Nymphaea colorata (pocket water lily), 2327 nucleotides long. RefSeq lists its product as uncharacterized. The transcript has a single exon. The record is from RefSeq and is a predicted model, not a curated record. Bases 705 to 1775 code for a protein of 356 amino acids. NCBI's taxonomy places the organism in Eukaryota, Viridiplantae, Streptophyta, Magnoliopsida, Nymphaeales, Nymphaeaceae.